Messenger RNA from Drosophila obscura, 907 nucleotides. Its product is annotated as proline-rich extensin-like protein EPR1. The transcript has 2 exons. The record is from RefSeq and is a predicted model, not a curated record. Bases 64 to 789 code for a protein of 241 amino acids. Lineage: Eukaryota; Metazoa; Arthropoda; Insecta; Diptera; Drosophilidae.
CGUAGCAGUCGUCGCAGCGAGAACGUAUCGUCCACUGAGGAAAUAGAACGCUUGGAUAAUAAAAUGAAACUGCUCCUGGUCCUUGCUGUCUGUGGCCUUACGCUGGUGGCCGCCGAUGUUUCGCAUCUGUUUGAUCAUGAUCAUCACCACGAUCAUCCGGGCUACAACUACGAUGCACCCAGUAUUCCCUUCGAAUUACCAACACCCGGUCCUGCCUAUCUGCCACCGGAACCCGUGACAGCACGUGUUAUUGCUCCAGUUCCGUCUUACUUGCCACCGGUGAAGCCGGUGACCAAGCCUACGCCGGUUUACUUGCCUCCGCAGCCAUCAGUGAAGCCGCAGAUCCCUGUUGUCAGGACACCCAAGCCCUCUUACCUGCCGCCCCCACCGCCAGUUGUGAGGGUUGUGACGCCUAAACCCUCCUAUCUGCCACCCCCACCGCCAGCUGUGAAUGUUGUGACUCCCAAGCCCUCCUAUCUACCACCCCCACCGCCAGUUGUGAGGGUCGUGCCUUCUCCUAAGCCAGCCUAUCUGCCACCUCCAGCUCCCAUCGUGAAAGUUGUGCCACCCCAGCCUGCUUACCUGCCACCAUCCGUGGCACCCGUGGUAGAGCAGCCCGAGCCGGAUUAUCUGCCACCAUCGAAGCCGACCUUCAAGAUUCCAAUCCCCUCCUAUGCCGCGCCGCUGGAGGAGCCCGUGAACAGCUAUCUGCCGCCCCAGGAGAUCGUGGAGCCGCACAGCGAUGAUGGGUACCACUACGAUGCUCCCGCCCAGCCAUUCCUCUUCUAGGAGGAACCACCCCAAGAACCUUUCCAUCCUUAGCCAUUUUAUUGUCGUCUGCCAAUGUCACGUGUAUAUACUAUAGUUAUUUAUUAAGUUUCGAAAACGAAUAAACCCUAACACAAUG